AUGACGGCUUUUCCGCCCGUGGAUGAUGCAGUUUUGCAAAACAAUCCGGAUUUUUCAAAUCUCUACAACAAACUCACAAAUGUCAUUCUAAAUCCUGAUGGCUCUACAAAGGAGGACCCCGCGGCCAAGGAGCGGGCGGUUGUUCGAGAGGAACUAGAUCGUCGACGUCUGAUCUCUGCCAAACAUCACAUCCUCACACGCGCUGUAGCAACAGCAACACCAAGUACACCGCCCGCGACGAGAGCUUCCUCUCGUCUUCGAGCACCACAGAACCAACAACAGCCAGACACGAGGUCUCAGCAGGCACCUACUCUUCCCGAACCGCUCCUGGACCUCCUUCUCGUCCUACCUCCCCUACUAGAUGCGAGCAUCCCGCCUCUCCCGCAAGAUACCCUCGAGCUUCUCUUCGCCCAUCCUCCGCUCUCUGACCUCGAGACACUCCUCCCAAGUCUCGCGCCUCUCAUCGCAUCAAACCUACGCUCUUCAGCCCUAGGUCUUGCGCGAAUCGCCCACCCGACCACGAAUCCAUCUUACCUCCACCGCCAUAUCGCCUCCCUACCCAGCACCCUCUCCAGCCUCCGCUCAGACCUGACCGCCGCCGAAGCCGACCUCUCGACCCACCGCCUUCGCUCCCUCGCUACCCUAACCUCCCUCCUCCAAGCCGCCAGCCAAGCUCUCAGCAUUCUCAUCCGUGCCCUCGAAGCCAAGCACGGCGUUGUCGCGCGCAGUCUCGAGAUUCGCGCCGCAGAGGUCUCGCUACAUGCCCGCCGUUACGACGCCGAGGCCGCCAUUGCUGCAUCCUCGGUCCGCCGCGCCGUAUACUCGCCCGAGGCGAUCGCCGCACUUAAGAACUACGGCGCUCAUCUGCGCGAUGCCAAGAACCGCGGCGAGGAGCGUGUCCGUGGGUUGACGGCUGAGCUAGGCGAGUAUGGCGUCGGGGUUGAGGGCGGUGAGGGAAAGGAGAGGAUGAUGCGAGAGAUGUCGCGGGUAUAUAGGGAGAUGGGACGACAGAUGGAAGAUAUUAGAGGGGAUCUUGAUCGACUGAAUGUAUGA
Messenger RNA from Fusarium keratoplasticum, 1053 nucleotides. RefSeq lists its product as uncharacterized. Bases 1 to 1053 code for a protein of 350 amino acids. The transcript is spliced from 2 exons. Lineage: Eukaryota; Fungi; Ascomycota; Sordariomycetes; Hypocreales; Nectriaceae. The record is from RefSeq and is a predicted model, not a curated record.